UGGAGCGGCGGCGGCGGUGCGGGCGGGCGCUCGCUGGCCAGGGCGCUGCGCAAAGACUCCCCGCGCCGGCUCCGCUCCGCGCCCUUCCCCGCCGCCGAUGGAAGAGAUGGAAGAGGAGCUGAAAUGCCCCGUGUGCGGCUCCUUCUACCGGGAGCCCCUCAUCCUGCCCUGCUCGCACAGCCUGUGCCAGGCCUGCGCCCGCAACAUCCUGGUGCAGACGCCCGAGGCCGAGUCCCCGCAGAGCCGCCGGGCCUCGGGCGUCUCCGACUACGACUACCUGGACCUGGACAAGAUGAGCCUGUACAGCGAGGCGGACAGCGGCUACGGCUCCUACGGCGGCUUCGCCAGCGCGCCCACCACCCCGUGCCAGAAGUCCCCCAACGGGGUGCGGGUCUUCCCGCCGGCCGCGCCGCCGCCGCCCCACCUGCCGCCGCCGCCGGCCGCCCUGGCCCCCGUGCCCCGCAACGCCUGCCUCACCUGCCCGCAGUGCCACCGCAGCCUGAUCCUGGACGAGCGGGGGCUGCGCGGCUUCCCCAAGAACCGGGUGCUGGAGGGGGUGAUCGACCGCUACCAGCAGAGCAAGGCGGCCGCGCUGCGCUGCCAGCUGUGCGAGAAGGCGCCCAAGGAGGCCACGGUGAUGUGCGAGCAGUGCGACGUCUUCUACUGCGAGCCCUGCCGCCUGCGCUGCCACCCGCCCCGCGGCCCGCUGGCCAAGCACCGCCUGCUGCCGCCGGCCCAGGGCCGGGUGAGCCGCCGGCUCAGCCCCCGCAAGAUCUCCACCUGCACGGACCACGAGCUGGAGAACCACAGCAUGUACUGCGUGCAGUGCAAGGUGCCCGUGUGCUACCAGUGCCUGGAGGAGGGCAAGCACUCCAGCCACGAGGUCAAGGCCCUGGGCGCCAUGUGGAAGCUGCACAAGAGCCAGCUCUCCCAGGCACUGAAUGGAUUGUCAGACAGAGCCAAGGAAGCCAAAGAGUUCCUGGUGCAGCUACGAAACAUGGUUCAGCAAAUCCAGGAGAACAGCGUGGAGUUCGAAGCUUGCCUGGUGGCACAGUGUGAUGCCCUCAUUGACGCGCUCAACAGGAGGAAAGCCCAGCUGCUGUCCCGAGUCAACAAGGAGCACGAGCAUAAGCUGAAGGUGGUACGAGACCAGAUCUCUCACUGCACAGUCAAGCUGCGCCAGACCACAGGCCUGAUGGAGUACUGUUUGGAGGUCAUCAAAGAGAACGACCCCAGUGGGUUUUUACAGAUUUCCGAUGCUCUGAUCAGGAGAGUGCACUUGACCGAGGACCAGUGGGGAAAAGGGACGCUAACCCCAAGGAUGACCACAGACUUUGAUUUAAACCUGGACAGUGCGCCUUUGCUGCAAUCCAUCCAUCAGCUCGACUUUGUGCAGAUGAAAGCUUCCUCUCCAGUGCCGGCACCCCCAAUCCUACAGCUAGAAGAAUGUUGCACCCACAACAACAGCGCCACGUUGUCCUGGAAACAGCCCCCUUUGUCGACCGUGCAGGUGGAAGGAUAUAUUCUAGAGCUGGAUGAUGGGAACGGUGGUCAGUUCAGGGAGGUGUACGUUGGGAAAGAGACGAUGUGCACUGUGGAUGGUCUGCACUUCAACAGCACGUACAGUGCUCGCGUCAAAGCCUUCAACAAAACAGGAGUCAGCCAGUACAGCAAGACCCUGGUCCUACAGACGUCCGAGGACACAGAGUCAGAAGAACAGACCCUCCCUUUUCCAGUGCCUUUGGAAAGAUUUCAGCUCCGUAGAAUGAGUCCUUUCUCCUCCACACUUAAUCUACAACCCAGCUUCUCGGGGAGAUCCUACUUUGAGCUAAGAUCCUCGUCCCACCCGCUGAGCUUGCAUUCUUCUUUGCAGUCUCUGAAUUCAGCCGGGUGCAAUUUUGAGACACAGUCAGCGCCUUACUCUCAAUUAGUUGACAUUAAAAAACUGGUGGCAGUGGCCUGGUUUUCGUUCGAUCCCGGCUCUGCACACUCUGACAUCCUCUUUUCCAAUGACAACCUGACUGUCACCUGUAACAGCUAUGAUGACAGGGUUGUGCUGGGGAAAACUGGCUUUUCCAAAGGGCUCCAUUAUUGGGAGCUGUCGAUCGAUCGUUACGAUAACCACCCAGACCCGGCCUUUGGCGUGGCUCGUGUUGAUGUCCUCAAGGAUGUCAUGCUAGGAAAGGACGACAAAGCCUGGGCAAUGUAUGUGGACAAUAACCGGAGCUGGUUCAUGCACAACAAUUCACACACCAACAGGACUGAAGGGGGAAUAACAAAAGGUGCCACAGUGGGAGUGCUCCUUGACUUAACCAGGAGGACCCUAACAUUUUCCAUCAACGAAGAUCAGCAAGGUCCUGUGGCUUUUGAGAACAUGGAGGGCCUGUUCUUCCCUGCCGUCAGUCUGAACAGAAAUGUGCAGGUGACUCUCCACACUGGUUUGCCGGUCCCUGAAUUCUAUACGUCCAGGGCAUCCAUGCAGUAAUGAGACUGCUGAAGCCAGCUGCCUUUUCUCAGGCUGAGUCAAGAGAGCUGCUUUACUUUGUGAAGAAGAGACCUCCUAGGAGCCGGGGAAUCUUUGGUCAGCUGGUAACUGGAAAACCAAAAAAAGAAACAAAAGCGAGAAGAGAAGAAACUGGCCUUCUCCAGUCUUUGUACUCCACGACCGCACGGCAAACCCGCUUGGCGACUCUGGCACUGUACUGUGCGCGUUUGCUUUGCUGUUUAGCUCUUUUGGCUGAUAAAGUACCUAGAUAGCCUGAGAUGUUACUCUGUGUCAGCUUUUCGGUUUGGGUCAUUGGUUUGAUUUGCUGUUAUUUUUAAAUGUGGGCUUUUAAUUUCCUCCUCACAGUGUGGUUGCUGUUGACCAGUUUAGCUGCUGCCGUCGCAAGUGAAACCCUUCCAAUUACUUUCGACUGAGUUAUACAUCAGACAAAAGAUGCUGUCUAAAGAAACCAAGGAGAGACUUGGGAGCGGGGUGGGGGGACCCUCUGUGGGCAAGCAUUUUCUGAUGCCAGUCAAAUUACCUCCAGUGAUUGUUACUUUCCCUGCAGCCUUUCUUGUGGAGCACCCUCAAGCAUAUUUGUAGACAUUGGUCUUGGAUUACCAGUUAGUCUAUACAGAGCCAGGUGGAAUGCAUCAAGUAUUGGGAGACCAUCAUAUCUAUUAUAGCAGAUAGGGCCAGAUUCUUCCCUCACGCGUGGAUGUGGCUCACACUGAAGUCAGUGCAUCGCUGGGCAGGAUUUGGCCCAAAGAUAUUACUUUUAAAUACCAAGAGAUUUGCCAGGGCUUCAUCAGACCACUGUAAUUAAGAUGGAUAGGUAGCCUGAGAAGAUAAUUACAUUUCUGAUGUGAUGAUCACUUGGUUUCAGCAGAAUAAUUAGAUGUUAAUUGAACAGCUCUGGUUCUAUAAUUUAUCAUUUCCAAAGGCUUUUCUGUUUAGCUCAGUAGGUGGACCGGGCUGUUUACCAUCCUCCUGUUCCCAAGCACUGCAAGGCAGUGCGGAUUUGCGAGAGGACUUGAUACGAGCAUUUGCACCCACUCAGUGGCUUUAUAAUCUGCGCUCUACAUAAUGGUGCCAGCUGACAGUGUUGCCAUAUCUCACAGGGCCUGCAGUUGGCCCUUUUGAUAUUCGCAUUUAUUUUUUUAUAGCUACAGCGAAAACCUAGCCUUAAAAAACCACCCGACAGUGUCCUUUUUUUCGUAGAGAGGAUUCAUUCUGUUCCGAGGUUAGCAUCACGUGGGGAUCAGGAGAGAACAGAGCAAGAAGAGGAAAGAGAGAGUUGGAAUCACAGUCCAUGGCAUUCACAUUCUCAGGAAUAAAUAUGCUUGUUGCCAUGCCUACCUGUGCCUAACAUCAACUCGAGUUACAUUCUGCUUCCAUUCACAAACUUAACUUUCUGGUAAUUCAGACAAAUGUCACAUGUAAAAACGACAGAUGAUUACCACUGUGUUUAAAUGCCAGAACGUUAACUUUUACCGUUUCUGUAGUGAACAGACUGCAUGCCGCAUGUUAUUACGCUUUCCUUUGGUUGACGACACUCUCUAGAUUAGUUUCAGGGGCUGGAGAAAGAUUCCGUUUUGUUGCCCAACCAUUUGCCAACUUGCCAAGCAAUUGGGUUUGUUGAAAAACAUAGUUAGUUGAACUGGGGAUGGGGUGGGAGGGGAAGCUAAUGGAAUAAUGUUCCAGCAAAAAGACAUAUGUAAAUAGAUAAUCAUUUCCUUUUAGUGCUUACCAUCCUAUUUAGAAUGUUCUUAUUUCUUAUAUUGUUGUUCUGGUAUUAAGUUUACCUAAUUUAUUGAAUGGGUGCUAUCUUGUUCAUUUAAACCUAUUAGUUUAUCUCAGCUACAGAAGAGCUGUGUUGCGGGACAACGCUGAUCUGUUAUUUGUUUAAUUUCUUAUGAGACUCAGUUGCCGGGCCACUGUGGACUCGUUUUUCAUAGUCGUUACAUUCCCAGUUCUUUAUGAUGUUCAUGACGCUUAUUAGAUUUCUAGUGACUUGUAACACGUAGUUGACGCUGUACUGCAAUCAUAGCUGCGUACAGCUGCUGUACUAAAGAAAAGUGUUUGCUGUUCUAAUAAAUGACUUUUAUGAGAGAA
Messenger RNA from Chelonia mydas (Green sea turtle), 4600 nucleotides. It is a transcript of the gene TRIM9, whose product is annotated as tripartite motif containing 9. The transcript is spliced from 13 exons. Lineage: Eukaryota; Metazoa; Chordata; Testudines; Cheloniidae. The coding region runs from base 98 to 2485 and encodes 795 amino acids. Gene Ontology annotation, molecular function: protein binding; zinc ion binding. The record is from RefSeq and is a predicted model, not a curated record.